Molecule: messenger RNA, 1790 nt
Organism: Lytechinus variegatus (green sea urchin)
Lineage: Eukaryota; Metazoa; Echinodermata; Echinoidea; Temnopleuroida; Toxopneustidae
Product: (S)-2-hydroxy-acid oxidase GLO1-like
Exons: 8
Coding region: 315-1505 (396 amino acids)
Molecular function (GO): oxidoreductase activity; FMN binding
Source: RefSeq, a predicted model, not a curated record
GUACUAGGUCCAUGGUGUUUUUGACCAGUGCAUUGUGUCGGUGGUAUCGUGUCAUCACGGGUCAAUGGUCAAUUUCCAGACCAGUUCGGAACUGAACCACGCGGCUGGUUUCCGUUUUUGCUUCUUCAUGAUUGGAACGGAAAAACGAACAAUCCAUUAGUACCUUGAUUCAUAAACACACGCCCAAAUACGUGAUUAUUGUCCCAUGCAUCAUGUGCAACAUGCACGCAGACGGCCGACGUAGCUAACGAAUAUUACAAAGAAAAGCCUGAUUUACCUGCGUCUGUAUGUAGUAAGUAGCCGGGUAUGUAGUCAUGAUCAAUUCACAGGAGCUGCGACGUCUUUCUAUGGACGACUUCCAGGCAAAGGCGAAGGAAAUCAUAGAAAAAGAAGGAUGGGAUUAUUAUAAUUAUGCAGCAGGCCGUAGGUGGACUUAUCAGGAUAGCAUCAAUGCAUUUGAAAGGUAUAUUAUUCGUCCUCGUAUAAUGUGUGGUAUCGGUGACCGCGACAUCACUACGACAGUACUUGGCCAUCGGAUCAGCGUACCCAUCUGUGCUGCCCCCUCAGCUUUACAUGUUUAUGCUCAUCCUAACGGGGAAAGGGAAUCAGCGAAAGGUGUUGAGGAAUCAGGGAGUUUAAUGAUUCUAUCAAGUGAAGCUUCCGUUACCAUCGCAGACGUAGCAGAAGCUGCACCCGGUGGAUUCCGUUGGAUGCAGACCUACAUCUUCAAGAAUCGAAAGCAUACAGAACACAUCGUGAGGCAAGCAGAGAGGGCGGGCUUCAAAGCAAUUGUUCUUACGGUUGAUUCGCCAGUAACAGUCAACUGGGAUGAACUUGAUGAUAACUUUGCUGAAGAAGGACAUCUCAACACCGAUCCAAACUAUAGGUGUAUAAAUCUUUUCAUCGACAUUCCAGAAGUACACGAAGCCAAAGCGUCUGGGGACAUCAACCUUGUUAAAAGGUAUCUCCCAGAUCAGCAUAACUCACCAAUCACGUGGGACGAUUUCGAAUGGCUGAAAUCGAUAACAUCAUUGCCAAUCGUUUGCAAAGGAAUCCUCACAGCGGAGGCCGCCAAAGAGGCCGUAGAUGCUGGUGCUGCCGGGAUCAUUGUGUCAGCGCAUGGUGGAAGGCAACUUGAUGGUGCACCAGCUCCGAUUGAUGCGUUAGCUGAAGUCGUAGACGCUGUUGGAGACAGUAAUGUUGAGGUAUAUUUAGAUGGUGGAAUUCGGUCGGGUACCGAUAUCUUCAAAGCAUUAGGGAGAGGAGCGAGGGCAGUUUUCCUAGGACGACCAAUCCUUUGGGGCCUUGCUUGUGGUGGUGCUGCCGGUGUCAAAAGGAUCUUCACCAUGUUAGGCAAUGAACUCAAGGACGUAAUGGCUCUAUCGGGAUGCCCUAGUCUACAAGAAAUCCCGUCAGGUAUGGUCGUUCACAAGUCCUACUAUGAGAAUAGAGAGCAUGUUAGUAAAUCAGCCAAGACUUGCCCUAAAUGUACCUGCAAACUCUGACGUAAUCACUUUCAAUAUCGCAAUACACUCAUUCCAUUAUUUGCGUUAGUGUUUUAGAACAAAUAUAAUUUGGAUCCCCAAAUGAAGAGAUUCGUUCUUAAACUGAGCUAGUCAACCUGCCCCAAUGAAAAAGAGGAGAAAAAAUCUUCCACUCUUUUUGACUUUUUACAUUAUUUUUCUCCAAAUGAAUGUUUUCUUGGAAUUGUGUUAUUUUUGGUAUUAUUAGCUCUGUUUUGGAAUGGAAGGAACUUGCUCUUUUUGCAUGAAUUUAUUAUGUUAUUUUGU